Molecule: messenger RNA, 1361 nt
Organism: Pistacia vera
Lineage: Eukaryota; Viridiplantae; Streptophyta; Magnoliopsida; Sapindales; Anacardiaceae
Product: probable methyltransferase At1g27930
Exons: 1
Coding region: 63-917 (284 amino acids)
Biological process (GO): xylan biosynthetic process
Source: RefSeq, a predicted model, not a curated record
CUCCCAGCCUCCCACAAAACAAUAGCAUUAAUAGGGAAAAAAAAAAAAUCAGUAAUCAAAACAUGAAGAACCCUCAGUUCCAACCUGAGAAACGGAAGCUCCUGAUUGUGGCAAUAGUAGGAUUGAUCGCCGCCACUGUACUUAUCUCCAGCUUGCUCCGCUCCGCCGAGCACUCAUUCUUCUGUUCAUUGGCCAGUUCACAAGCCCGGUCCAUGUCCGAUUACUCGGCCACGCCGAUUCAACUCAAUGCCAUCCUCCACUACGCCACCUCAAAGAUCGUCCCACAGCAAUCCUUUGCCGAAAUAACCGUCUCCUUCAACGUCCUCAAAGAAAAAGCGCCUUGCAACUUCCUUGUGUUCGGUCUAGGCUACGACUCGAUGAUGUGGAACUCGCUCAACCCACGUGGCAACACCUUAUUCCUCGAAGAAGACCCCAAGUGGGUCCAACAAGUUCUCAAAGACGCCCCAUCGCUCAAAGCGUAUGCCGUCCAGUACCGCACGCAGCUCUCCAAAGCCGAUCAUCUCCUCAAAACGUACAAAUCCGAACCCAACUGCAGGGCGUCAAAAGCAUUCGUACGUGGCAACUUAGAAUGUAAGUUAGCUUUGACUGGUCUUCCCGAUGAAGUGUACGACACAGAGUGGGACAUGAUCAUGAUCGACGCGCCGCGAGGGUACUUCCCGGAGGCGCCGGGUAGAAUGGGCGCAAUAUUCUCGGCAGCUGUAAUGGCGAAGCAACGGAAAGGAUCCGGUGUGACGCACGUGUUCCUCCACGACGUCAAUCGGAGAGUGGAGAAGGUUUUCGCGGAGGAGUUCUUGUGUAGAAAGUACUUAAAACAUUCUGUAGGGAGACUCUGGCAUUUCGAGAUACCUUCAGCAGCCAACUCGAGUUACGUCGCGGACACUGAUAGUUUUUGUUGAAACGCUGCGUUUUUGAAUUAUCGGCUUUACAGUUGUUGUACUUGUACGUUAAUUAUAUAAUUAAUUAUCUUAAUUACUAUACAUUUUUAGAGAUUUCGGAAUGAAAUGCUUUAAUUAGUUUAGUAAUAUUAAAAAAGUCAGUCGCUAAACAGCUGGUUGUAAAGAGUCGGUGAAAACAGAGAAAUGUCAAAAAGUAUUUUCCGGGACAUUGGUGGGUGUGUCUAACAUGCGCCCCGAGAUCAGAGAUGCAGUAGAUCAGUGGGUGGGUGUUGCCACUUCCACAGCUUUCUGAAAUUGUCGGUGAGGCAAAAUUAAAAAAAAAAAAAAAAAAAAACUGGCAGGAAAUCACUGCGGUACUUGAGGACAUUUUGAGUGUUGGUGUAUUGUAUUGGACAGAUGUUGGUUGGCUACUGAACCAAGGCAAAAGGGUGUUUUUAUUGUUUC